Molecule: messenger RNA, 2588 nt
Organism: Aspergillus novofumigatus IBT 16806
Lineage: Eukaryota; Fungi; Ascomycota; Eurotiomycetes; Eurotiales; Aspergillaceae
Exons: 4
Coding region: 288-2588 (766 amino acids)
Source: RefSeq, a predicted model, not a curated record
CGUCGGGUGCAGCAGUGGUCACACGUAGUCAGCCUCAUUACAAAUGAACAGGAAUGAGGCUGGCACGACAUAUGAUCUUAAUAAUAUUUGUUUCUUUUUCCGUUUGAAAUCCUCUGGUGAUGUCUUUCGCGGUUUCUGGACAUCUAAUCAUGUUUUAAAGCAUCGUUCCUCGUCCAUGACUCAGGUUUCAUCAUCUUCGUUCUGUUCUCCUCCCACCUAUACAGCGACGAUUUAUAAAAGGAGGCUGCUGAACGCUAGCACCGGACGAUAGUUAACGGCUCCGCUGUAUGAAUAUGAAUAUGGACUUCUCUACUACUGAACAAGCUGAAGGGGACUCCUCUACAUUUGAGGAGUGGCAAUGGCCACGACUUCCUGUUGGAUCCACCUACAUCCCCAUUCGACCAACACCCCCAAGGUCGAAGACCAGAAACGCUCCUGCGCCUUGCCCACCGCUGCUCCUUCUAGACAACGCAGACACUCUCGUGUUCAUCGAUUCACCACCACGACCAUCGACCAGCUCCGUUUUACCUGCCUCAAGGGGCUAUAUCCCGCACCGCGUACACAGCCGGAAGCUCUUGGAAACUGAUUCCUCUUUCUUCAAGAAGCUCUUCAAUCCGAGGACGCAGGCUCGGAUUGUCAAGCGCCGUGAACUCACUGGCGGGCUUACGAACGGGCUCAAGUAUGUUAUAGAUCUGACUCCUCCGACAGAGGGGGAAGAGGCGGUCAUCACCAUCACGGAGCUUUCUUGCCCUCUUGGUAUCAGGAGCUGGACCCGCUGUCAGAAUCGAUGGUACCUCCCAGCCUCGUGCGUUGGGGGGCAGGACCAGGUUGAGGCGUUGGAUACAAAUACACGCAAAGGCUUCGGCGGACCGCCGUCCCAUGAGUCGAAUAAUUCAGUCGCGCAGAAUCCUGAGACAGAUGAACGGGCUGGGAACCAUCAGGAAGGUGAGGUGGGAAAAAAGGCUGUCACAUCGCCCGAAGCUUCGGAUUCUAAGGUAGAACGCCAGAACCUUGAAUUACCACUAGACUACUCUGCUUCUCGUCACCAUGCAGGCAUUGAACAGAUCUUGCAGGCUCUGGAGGAUUUCCCUCCUCAACUUGACACUCCUUGCAAGCUUUGGACCUUUUUUGCCUUGGCGAAGCUGUAUGAUAUCGCCACGACACCGAAGAUAUGCGACCUCAUUCUUUCCUGGUUUUACGAGUCCACCAACGUCCGAUUCAUUGAGAUCCACCCGGAGAUCAGCUAUCGCAUAGCUUGUGGGAUCCAGUGCGCCUCCCUUUGUCGGGACACCUUCUCUAUCCUUGUAGGGGAGGAGGCCCUACUUCUGCUGGCUAACGGGGACGGACCAGCCCGCCUGGGGAGGCCUCAGGUGACAUGGCAUGGACGCCUGCGUGAGUCGCUAGAUGACACAGAGCUCCAGCGUAUUGACAUGGCAUGGCUCCAUGGUUUAUCCGAGUUUCAGAAAGUUUACCAUUUCCAACCAAGAUCCUCACAAGAAGAGGAAGCCAAGUCUUGGCUUCUCACUGCUCUGAAAGACUUCGUGAGAUGCACCUUAUUGUCGCCACUAAGGGGCGGUGUUCCUGAAAGAGGGUGCCGAGAAGUAUCCCUCAGCUCGCAGGACCAUGAGGGCUAUCCGCCACCAGAUUUCGCGAACGCUUACAGAGAGAUGUCGCCAGCAGAGCGCAUAAUUAGCAGGACAUUUUGGCACAGUCUAUCCAUUGAGAGUUUUAGUGGCCAGUGCCCUAUUCUCCCCGCAAAACAGCCUUCCAUCAUUGCCUCCCUUGCCAAGAGUAUUCCGCAGUUCAGAGAGCAAGAAGACUGGCACACCAGUGGUAUAUUACGAAAAGGGUUGAUAGGCAGAGUCGUAGACUUCAAUACUUUCUACAGAAGGCUAGGGCGGAGAGUCUUCGAUUUGGACACGAGACGGCCCCAAAUGACGGCAAACACCCCCACAUCGGGGUUCUCUAUAUACAGCGCGCCCCAACUACAGAAUCUCCCGGGGAUUGAUUUGGUUCUACCGCGUGAGAUGAUAGAAUUUGACUUGGAUAUCUUCUUCGCUCAGGUUCGGGCUUACGUUAAUGACUACGCCAAGCAGAUGAUCACCCCUCGGUCUUCAACCAUGUUCUACGAACUGACUGAUGCUUUGACAUGUCUCACGGAGAAUGAGUUCAAAUAUCUUCCCUUGUGGGCUGACCGGGGCUUCUCGACCCCGGGGCCAGCAAUCCAUACGGGUAGCACAGCCUCCUCGGUGAUGUCGCAUUCCACCAUCGCGGCCUCAGAGAUUGAUACUACAGUCCAAGGUGCCUCCAACAGGGCCACGGAAAGUCAUCAGAGUGAUCUAAUGUCGAUUGAUACGGAUAUUGAACAGGACAGUGGAAGGAACAGCGACCAUGUAUCAUUUUCGUGGCAGAGUGCUGACGACGAUACCUCGAUCGACCUGAGCUCUGCCGAUGACGAGGAGUUUGAAUUUGGUUCUGCUAGUGACUCUACUGACACCGUUGUUAUGGGCUCUCCGAGUCAUAGUGACCUUCUGAGUGACUUUGAGGAGGUGCAUAUGGACGACAAUGAUUCUGCUUCACGUCACUGA